AAGUCCCCGGCCAGGGGCCCUGAGGCAAAAUCCACUACUGAUUGGAUACAUGUGAAGCUUACAGCUGAUCCUACUAAUCCCACCGUUAAUUGGAUAUUGGUUGUGUGUAACCCCAAGAAGUGUAUAAAACCGGAGAGAAAUAAGGAAGCAGUGCUCAGAAUUUGGUGGUAUGCCCCUGUGAGCCUGCCGGUGAAAUAAAGCUGAUUCUCCGACCCUCUAUGUGCUGCUGGGUUCUUUCCCUAGUUAAUCGCUGGUCACUUGCUACAACAUUAUCAAUCCUUGUGACGUGUGAUAUGGACAUUCAGGUGCAAUCAGAGAAAAAUGUUGGAUUUUGUCAAAUGUUUUUUCUGGGUCUAUUGAAAUGAUCAGGUGGUCUUUGUACUUUGUUCUAUUAUCAUCUUGAAUUAUAUUAAUUGAUUUUUAGAUAUUAACCUGAUCUUGCAUUUCUAGGAUAAAUCCCACUUGGUCAUAAUGUAUAUUCCUUUUUGUAUGUUGCUAGAUUCAAUUUGUUAGUAUUUUGUUGAAGAUUUUUGUGUCCAUAUUCAUAAGAGAUAUUGUAUUGUAGCUUUCUUUUCUGUGAUGUCUUUUCUGGCCUUGAGUUGGGAAGUGUUUCCUGAUCUAUUUUGGGGGAUGAAUUUGUGAAUUGGUAUUAGUUCUUCUUUAAACAUUUGGUAGACUUCACAAGGGAAACCAUCUAGUCCUGGGCUUUUUUUUCAUUGGAGUUUAAAAAGUACUAACUCAAUUUCUUAUUCAGAUUUUCUGUUUCUUUCUAAGUCAGUCAGUGGUUUGUGUCAUUCUAAGAAUUUGUCUGUUUCAUCCAAGUUAUCUAAUUCAUUGUCAUAUAGUUCAUGACAUUUCCUUAUAAUCCUUUAAGAUAUUCUUUCCUCCCCUCCCCCCCCCUUUUUUUUGUCUUGUGGUUUUCUGCAUUUAUCUAAAUGUGGACUUCUUUUAAAUUUAACUUGAUGUGUGCCUUUAAUUUGAGGACUAAUGUCUAUCUUUAGUUUUGGAAAACUCAUAUACAUUAUCUCUUUGAAAGUUGUAUCUCCCCCAUUCUUUCCUUUUUCUUCUUUGUGGACUUUUAAGUCUCUUAAUGUUUGUACUUUCUAUCUUAUUUCUUUGAACUGAGUUCAGGAUGAUUUCUCCAAUUUAUCUUUCAUUUCACUAAUUCUUUCCUUUGCUGGGUUUAAUUUUCUACUUAACCUAGCUAUUUACUUUUAAAUUUCAAUACCAUAUGUCACACAUUCAUUUAGUACUUUUUCCAACUGGCCUGUUUCUUCCCUGCUCAUACUAUCUUGUUCUUUUUUUAAUGGUUUUUUUAUUUAAAGUCUUUUACAGAUGUUUUCUUUUAUCUCUAGUUCUUUGAGUGCCAGUUCCAUUUUCUGACUCCCUUGUGAUGGUUUGUUUUCUCAGGCACUUUUGGAAGUAUGUACUUAUUGGUGAUGAUGUCUAGGACAUAUCAAACAUGUGAGUGGAUGGCUAAGGCGGGGUAGAGGAAAAGAUUAUUGGAAGGCUCAUCCCACAGGGCUUUGCACGUCUGGCUGCUGCUUAUCCUACAAGUCUCUCUCAGGAGUCACGUCCUUAAAGCCUUCCCAGGCAUCCCUACCUAGUGAAGUUCCCAUCCUCCAGUCACAUUGCUUUCUCCACUCUCCAGAAAUAUAUUAGUUGUUUGUCUACCUUUUUGUGGCCUCUUUCCCCACUGGAAUGUAAGCUCCAGGAGAGCAAGGAUUUGUGUUAGUCACUGCUGUAACCCGUGUCUGGCAUAUGGUUUAUACUGUCAAUCAAUAUGAGUGAGUUUUGUGUAGUCUUCUUUUCAGAUAGAAAGUCUUCUCAACCCUGAUUCUGGAGCUUUUUCAUCUGGGCUGGGUAUGACCAGGAGCAGAGAAGAGGUGACCAGCUUGGCCUUCCACUCCCAAACCUUCCGCUGGUUGUGCCUUUUUCCUCCCAUCGUAAGAGCCCCCAGAAUCCCAUCCACUGUAUGUGCAUCAGCCUUCCUCUCUGGCACAUUUUUUGCACAGCUCUCAGAAGUAGAGAUUUAAAUGCCAAAAGACCUGGGGAAAAAAGAGCACAAAACCCUGGAAGACCUGGUUCUUACCUUUAGGAGUCUGUAAUUGCAUUAAAAGGACGGAGGACUCACAGAAAGCAGUUUAGGAUAGUUGCCACUCACUGAGCUGCGGGGCGGAUUAGCACCCCUGCUGUGAGACUAUGUGGCUGGGGGGUGGAAACGAUGGCCUGUGUCUCCUGGUUGCCUUGUGCUGUUCAUAUGUGGUUUCUGGAGGCAUCUACAGGUGAGUUAUGAAUUCCCAGGUGGCCCCACAGUCUAGGAACUUGUUCUGAGCAAAGCGUUACUUGUAUAAGGGUAAAAGGUGCACGAGAAUAUUCUCAUGCGGGGCAGGGCUGGGGGGAAGGUGGGCUGAGUGAUGGUGUCUUUGACUUGGUCUCUUGGGUGCCAUGGGAGGCGGUGUGGCACAGGAAUCAGGGACUCACGCAAAGCCCGUCUUUCCCACUUACCCAACUGUGGGGCCCUGUUAAGAUUACAUAGAGAAUGCGUUUAGCACGAUGUCUGGUACACCCUCAUAAAUGUUCACUGAGAUUAUUUCAGCCUGGCAUUUUGGGAACCACUUGUGCCUCAGUUUCCCGAUCUCUAAAACAGGGAUAAUAAUACCUGAGGCCCACCUGCCCUUCCCCGCCCCCCUGCUGUUGUGAGGACCGAAGGGUUAAUAUCCUCAGGCUUCGAGGGCCUGGGAUGGGGGAGGUGCUGCAUAAAUGGAGUAUUGUUGUGCUGGUGAAUGAUCUGGCUUUGUUCUUGAGUCUUCAGAAUUUGACUUCCUGCAGUUAGUAUCCCAUGUGCUUAAUUGCUGGAGAUAUUUGCACCUCCUCAGCUGGUGGCACUCACCUCCUGGGCUUAUAGCCAGGGCCCUCACCUAGCAGGGACCUGCUGAGUGGUGGUGGGAAGCUGCACUUCCUGUGCUAGGGGCCCCCAGAAACCAGGAAUGAGAGAAAUGCAGAAAGUAUGACCCACAGGCGGAACUGGUUCUGAAUAGGACGUUUAUUGACGAGGUUUUGCAGGAGGCGGCGGGCGCUUUAAUUCCCGAGGCAGUUGGUGGCAGCUUGCUGCUCUCCCCAGGCCUGUUAACUGCUCUGCUGCCGGUCCUGGGGAGAAUGCAGCUUCCCGGCCCCUUGCUGCCCUCCUGGUGCUUGGAUGGGAGCCCUUUUAAGGAAAGCGAAUCUCCCUGGGGUGCCCACCCCAGGCAGCAAUGCCAGGAUGCCCGUGUCUGCCUCCCUCCGCCAAGAAGGCAGCCAGGAGCGGCCGGUGAGCCUGACGUCCACCAGCUCCUCCUCGGGCUCCUCCCGUGACAGCCGCGGGGCCAUGGAGGAGGCCAACGGCUGCGAGGCUCCUGCCCAGAAUGGGGCAGGCUCCCCGAGAGGCCGGCAUCCCCCCAACAGCAACAACAACUCCAGCAGCUGGCUGAACAUGAAGGGGCCCCGGUCCCCAUUCAGCAGCCGGGCGGCGGCAGGGUCUGUGCACCACAAGCUCAGCUACCUGGGCCGCGUGGUGCGGGAGAUCGUGGAGACGGAGCGCAUGUACGUGCAGGACCUGCGCAGCAUUGUGGAGGACUACCUCUUAAAGAUCAUUGACACGCCCGGGCUGCUGCAGCCAGAACAAGUCAGCGCCCUUUUUGGGAACAUAGAAAGCAUCUAUGCACUGAACAGCCAGCUACUCAGAGACCUGGACAGCUGCAAUAGUGACCCCGUGGCUGUGGCCAGCUGCUUUGUGGAAAGGAGCCAAGAGUUUGAUAUCUACACCCAGUAUUGCAACAACUACCCCAACUCCGUGGCCGCCCUGACAGAGUGCAUGCGGGACAAGCAGCAGGCCAAGUUCUUCCGGGACCGGCAGGAGGUGCUGCAGCACUCGCUGCCCUUGGGCUCCUACCUGCUGAAGCCAGUCCAGCGCAUCCUCAAGUACCACCUGCUGCUCCAGGAAAUUGCCAAACAUUUUGAUGAAGAAGAGGACGGCUUUGAGGUGGUGGAGGAUGCCAUUGACACCAUGACCUGUGUGGCCUGGUACAUCAACGACAUGAAGAGGAGGCACGAGCACGCGGUCCGCCUGCAGGAGAUUCAGUCGCUGCUCAUCAACUGGAAGGGGCCAGACCUGACCAUCUAUGGGGAGCUCGUCCUGGAGGGCACAUUCCGCGUGCACCGCGUGCGCAACGAGAGGACCUUCUUCCUCUUUGACAAAACACUGCUCAUCACCAAGAAGCGGGGCGAUCACUUUGUGUACAAGGGUCACAUCCCGUGCUCCUCCCUGAUGCUGAUCGAGAGCACCAGAGACUCCCUGUGCUUCACCGUCACCCACUACAAGCACAGCAAGCAGCAGUACAGCAUCCAGGCCAAGACGGUGGAGGAGAAGCGGAGCUGGACUCACCACAUCAAGAGGCUCAUCCUGGAGAACCACCAUGCCACCAUUCCCCAGAAGGCCAAGGAAGCCAUCUUGGAAAUGGAUUCCUACUAUCCCAAUCGGUACCGCUACAGCCCAGAGCGGCUGAAGAAGGCGUGGUCCUCCCAGGACGAAGUGUCCACCCACGUGCGCCAGGGCCGCCGGCAAUCUGAGCCUGGCCACUCCCCGUACCGCCGGGCAACACUCCCCAGCGAGCAGCGAGGCUUCCUGACGCCAGGCCUUCAGGGCCGCAGGAAGUCGGAGCCGACCAAACAUCUGCUCAGGCACGCGAACGAGAAAGCAGCCAGCGAAGCAGGAAUGAAGCAUGCAGGCAGCGCUGGCACCCUCCUGGACUUUGAGCAGCCCCCCCGUACACGGGGCCUGCAGCCAGAGGCUGAGGGGGCUGCUCAGGAGGGGCAGGAGGAAGAGGAGGAGGUGGUCGAGGAGGAGGAGGAGGAGGAAGAGCAGGCCUUUCAGGUUUCUCUGGAGGACCUGGCAGGGCAUGAAGGCAGCGAGAAGGGGACUGGGCCAGAGCCCCCAGGCUCGGAGGAGGAGGAGGAGGAGGAGGAGGAGAGCCUGGCAGUGGCGGAGCAGGUAGCCGACUUUGCCAGCUCCCUGCUGGCCGCCCUCCACUGCUGGCACUAUCGGGCCAACGCUUUACUUUUCUCCCGGGGCGCUAUGGGGAAGGGGCGCAGGGAGUCCGAAGGCCCCAAGAGCUGCAGAAGGCCCAGUGGCCGGUCCCCAACCAGUGCUGAGAAGCGCAUGAGCUUCGAGUCCGUCUCUUCCCUGCCAGAGGUUGAGCCAGAUGCCGAGCCUGGGGCCGAGCAGGAGGUGUUUGCCACUGUGGAAGGCGCCGGCGCCGAGGAGAUGCCUUCAGACACAGAGUCUCCAGAAGCACUGGAGACACAGCUUGACGCCCACCAGGGGCUGCUGGGGAUGGACCACCCGGGUGACAUGGGGGACUUCGCGGUGGCUGAGAGCACCGAGGACCUUAAGGCCCUGAGCAGUGAGGAGGAGGAAGAAAUAGGGGUCGCCCAGGAGCCCGAGAGCCUCCUGCCACCCUCCGUGCUAGACCAGGCCAGCGUCAUUGCUGAGAGAUUCGUCAGCAGCUUCUCCCAGCGGAGCAGCCUGGCGCUGGAGGACGGCAGGUCCAGCGGCUUCGGGACCCCACGGCUGGUCAGCCGCAGCAGCAGCGUACUCAGCCUGGAGGGCAGCGAGAAGGGCCUGGCCCGGCGUGGCAGUGCCUCUGACUCCCUCAGCUGUCAGCUCCCCCCAGAAGUGGGUGGCACUGUGGGGGCAGCCACAGAGGACGGCCCUGCUGUCAACGGGACAGAGCCCCCAAACUCGGGCUGCCCUGUGGAGCCUGACAGGCCUUCCGGUAAGAAGAAGGAAUCCGUGCUCUCCACCCAAGACCGGCUGCUGCUGGACAGAAUUAAGAGCUAUUAUGAAAAUGCGGAGCACCACGAUGCGGGCUUUAGCGUCCGGCGCCGGGAGAGCCUCUCCUACAUCCCCAAAGGACUGGUGAGAAACUCGGUCUCCAGGUUCAACAGCCUGCCCAGGCCAGACCCGGAGCCGCUGGCCCCAGAGGGGCGCAAGAGACAAGUGGGCUCCCGGCCGGCUUCGUGGGCUCUGUUUGAUCUCCCAGGACCAAGCCAGGCAGGCACAGAGGACCCGCCUCCUAUCACAGAUGCUGAGUUCCGCCCGUCUUCCGAAAUUGUGAAGAUCUGGGAGGGGAUGGAGUCUUCCGGGGGGAGCCCUCGGAAGGGGCCGGGCCAUGGCCAGGCCAACGGCUUCGACCUGCACGAGCCGCUCCUCAUCCUGGAGGAGCACGAGCUGGGAGCCAUCACCGAGGAGUCGGCCACCGCCUCUCCGGAAAGCGCCUCGCCCACCGAGCGGCCCAGCCCGGCCCACCUGGCGCGGGAGCUGAAGGAGCUGGUGAAGGAGCUGAGCAGCGGCGCCCAGGGGGAGCUGGUGGCCCCGCUGCACCCCCGCAUCGUGCAGCUCUCCCACGUGAUGGACAGCCACGUGAGCGAGCGCGUCAAGAACAAGGUGUACCAGCUGGCCCGCCAGUACAGCCUCCGCAUCAAGAGCAGCAAGUCGGCCAGGCCACCCCUACCGUGGGACAAGGCGGCUCCCGAGAGGGAUGGGAAGAGAGCCACCGUUCCCUGCCUACAGGAGGAGGCUUGGGAGCCAUCUGGUGGCAAAGGUAAGAGGAAGCCGGUGCUGUCCCUCUUCGACUAUGAGCCUCUGGUGGUCCAGGAGCAUAGCCCCCCCAAGUCCUCCUCUGCCGGGGAGACGGCACCGCCGAGUUUCUCCUUCAGCCCUUCUGCUGCCAGCCCGAGGACCACCUCGCCUGGGGCCCGGCCCUCCUCCCGGAGCCCCCGAAGCCCCUUCGACACUGAGACCUUCAACUGGCCCGAUGUCCGAGAGCUCUGCUCCAAGUACGCCUCCCACGAUGAGGCUCUCCGGGCUGAGGGCAGCCAGCCCCGUGGCCCCCCCGUCAACCGGAGCCGCUCAUUGCCCGAGAACAUAGUGGAGCCGCCUCGGUCUGGCAGGGUGGACCGCUCCUGCAGCCUGAACACCAAGAGGGGCAAGGGAGGCGGAGAGGCUGCCCAGCCCCAGCCCCCCCGAUCUCCACCCCAAAUCGGGACAGAUGGAGGUGAGGCCUUGUUUGUCACCGCAGACCUCAUCCUGGAGGACAACCGGCGGGUGAUUGUCAUGGAGAAGGGGCCCCUUCCUGGCCCCACUGCAGGGCUGGAGGAGGAGGGCGGGGGACAGGGACUAAGCUCACCAGCGGCCCCGGUGGGGCAGGGCCAGGAUUUCCAGGAGUCUGUAGCGUGCCGGCCGAAGGAAGAGGGCGCGAGGGACCCAACAGACCCCAGCCAGCAGGGCAGAGUGAGAAACCUGAGAGAGAAAUUCCAGGCCUUGAACUCUGUGGGUUGACUCUGACUCCUGGGGGAAGGAGUCACGCUGGAGGUUGGGAAGAGCCUGGGUCACAGGAGCCCUGCCCAGGGCCUGCGGAAGGCUGUCCCCUCUGCUGUCCUGGAAGCCGGCUCCCAUGUGGGGUGGACUCGCUGCUGCCUGUGCCGCGUGCUGGUGCAGCCCCCCACAGGCCCCAUGAGCCACUCUUCCCCUCUGAGGCCCAUGUGCCACUUCCCUUGUACAUAGUUCUUCUCCCGUAAGAAGCCAAAUAUUUAAGCUCACCUCUUCCCAGGAAGAGCAAGCUCUGCUCAGGCCACUGCCAGCCCGAGGAACCCACCCCAGGGCGACUUGGGAAGGGGCCUGGAGGUCCUUGCUCUUUAACUGUGCCUUUCCUUAGGAUCCAGGCAGGAAUGAAGCCAAUAAUUUAUUGCUUUCCAUUCUGUGGUGUGUGCGCGCACAUGUGAGUGUGUGUCCUCCUGUUGUUUAUGCCCCUCCUGUGAGGACUGUAACAGAUUCCGUUCAGGUACGCUGAGGGUUGUCUCGCUGACCCUGUGGUUGUCGCUAAUGUACACACAUUUCAUUAUUUGCCAAUGGUGCAAUAACCGCUGCUGACCAACUGA
Messenger RNA from Microcebus murinus (gray mouse lemur), 7977 nucleotides. The record is from RefSeq and is a predicted model, not a curated record. Lineage: Eukaryota; Metazoa; Chordata; Mammalia; Primates; Cheirogaleidae.